Molecule: messenger RNA, 2191 nt
Organism: Carassius carassius (crucian carp)
Lineage: Eukaryota; Metazoa; Chordata; Actinopteri; Cypriniformes; Cyprinidae
Product: calcium/calmodulin-dependent protein kinase type 1D-like
Exons: 11
Coding region: 409-1725 (438 amino acids)
Biological process (GO): peptidyl-serine phosphorylation
Cellular component (GO): intracellular anatomical structure; cytoplasm
Molecular function (GO): calcium/calmodulin-dependent protein kinase activity; calmodulin binding; ATP binding
Source: RefSeq, a predicted model, not a curated record
UCCUCCUCCUCCUCCUCCUCCUCCUCCUCCUCUCUCUCUCUCUCUCUCUCUCUCUCUCCCUCCUCAUUGCCAUAACAACGGAUGCAGCGCAUCAGUCCGCGCGGGAUCAACAUUCAGCAGCCGCGCGGGGCGGAAUAAACCCGCACCGUUGCCGUUAAGACCCCUCAAAGGUGACACGCACGCACGCGCCUCUCCGAACUAUUUACGUCAAACCGUUUAAACUGCUUGAGGGAGACGAGCGCAGGCGGGAGAUCCUCACUGGGGUUAUUAGCCAACAGUACGACCAGGGAAGGCGAGGGAAGAAAGAGAACCAGAGAGCAGGAAGUGCAGCGUGGGAAAGCGGGGGAAAUCUCCGGGGAUCUCCAGCGCUAACAUAUCCAUCUACGGUCCUCCCCGCUUUUUUCCGCCAUGGCUCGGGAGAACGGAGAGACCGGAGGGGAUUGCACGUGGAAGAAGCAGGUCGAUGAUAUCAAAGAGAUGUUUGAAUUCAAGGAGGUGCUCGGGACGGGUGCAUUUUCAGAAGUGGUCCUGGCAGAGGAGAGGUCCACAGGAAAGAUGUUCGCUGUGAAGUGCAUCCCUAAAAAAGCGCUGAAGGGGAAGGAGAGUAGCAUCGAGAAUGAGAUUGCCGUUCUACGCAAAAUUAAGCAUGAGAACAUAGUGGCGCUGGAGGACAUCUGUGAAAGCCCCAAUCACCUCUACCUUAUAAUGCAGCUUGUGUCUGGAGGCGAGUUGUUCGACCGGAUUGUGGAGAAAGGUUUCUACACUGAGAAAGAUGCCAGUACACUUAUCAGACAAGUACUUGAUGCUGUAAACUACCUCCACAGUAUGGGCAUUGUACACAGAGAUCUAAAGCCAGAGAAUCUGCUCUAUUUCAACCCUCAAGAUGCCUCAAAAAUCAUGAUCAGUGAUUUCGGUCUGUCUAAGAUGGAGGGGACAGGUGAUGUCAUGUCAACAGCCUGUGGAACGCCGGGAUACGUGGCUCCAGAAGUUCUUGCUCAGAAACCGUACAGUAAAGCUGUGGACUGCUGGUCUAUCGGCGUCAUUGCCUACAUCCUACUGUGUGGUUACCCUCCCUUUUAUGAUGAGAAUGACUCCAAACUCUUUGAGCAGAUCCUGAAAGCGGACUAUGAGUUUGAUGCGCCGUACUGGGAUGAUAUAUCUGAUUCAGCAAAAAACUUCAUCAGUUGUUUGAUGGAAAAGGACCCCUCAAAGCGAUACACAUGUGAACAGGCCCUUCGACAUCCCUGGAUCGCGGGAGACACUGCACUCUGCAAGAACAUCCAUGAGUCCGUCAGUCGACAAAUGCGCAAAAACUUUGCAAAAAGCAAAUGGAGACAAGCCUUCAACGCCACGGCCGUGGUUCGCCACAUGAGGAGACUGCAGUUGGGCAGUAGCAUGGGGAGCAGCAUGGACCAAUCGAGCAACACCAACCAGAACCGCAUACUGAACGCCAAUCAGACUCCAACCCUACCACCCAACACCACAACAAACACCACUUCAGUACUUACUCAAAACCACAAACCUGCACCCAACGCAAAUGCUGUUCUCAUUAAUGAUAUGGCCACAGGAACCACCUCUGUACCAUGCAAAGACUGUACUGCCCCUCCACAAACUUCCUGUUCCCUGGCAUCAGCUGCUUCCUCCUCUGCCUCAGGGGCGGAGCCCUGCAGGCCACUCCCUCCUUCAGUUGCGUCUGUGAGUACAGUGUUAACUGGGACCAAGUGACGCCAGGUUCUGCGGGGAGAGAGCUGGGAGGCCACCGCCCUGUGAGCCCCGCCCCUCAGCCCAUUCCCCGCCCUGCCGUCCAGUAAGGCAGAGGACUGACCCAUUACUAUAGCAAACACUGAAAGGCUAAAAAGACUGCACGCACCUAAUGCACACCUGCCAUUUAACCUCCAGGCCACUAGAGGGUGCAAUGCAUGCAGCGACAGGAGACGAAAAUGUCUGGAAGGCGGCUUCCAUUUUAAGAAGUGAAUUUGUGCAGAUAGACAGAACUGUUAUGUCUUUGCUAUGAAUGUGCUACGAACCUCGCCAGCCAUGGAAAAAAAAAACGAAGAGCCCAGAGGUUUAGGUACGAAAGUGUGCAUGAUUGUGUCCGCCCUUAUAAGAGGAAGGCGCCAAUGUCGAAUGUUUCUUCUUACUAUAUCGUAAUAUGUCUAGCUAAUCCCUCUUUUCACUUUCUCUAUCUACU